GUAGUAGUAUUAGUAGUAGUAGUAGUAGUAGUAGUAGUUUGGGCUGAACUAUGGAUGUAACAAUUAAAAUCAGAACAGCAACAGAGUUUUCUUUCAGUUUAAUAAACAAACAGAAUGAAUUGGUAGGAUUUAAUCUGUGAAUCCGGAGCAGCAGAUGGAGGUAGCGCGCUGGCUGCUAACUGUCGUAAAAACCACAGAAGAAGAAAACCGUUGAUGGCAGACACCGGCAGGUUCAGGUCGCAUUCGUCAUAUACAGAAACAACUCUUCAUGGAGAAGUUUGACGAGGACACAGUGAAGGUGUCAUUUGGGACAAAGUGCCUGGAUGCUGCCUUGUGUUUCCCCGCCUCAGAUCAAGAUGUCCAUACAGCUGUUAUUCUCACACAUGGAGCUGGUGGAGACAUGAACUUCAGACAUCUGGUGUCUCUGGCACAGGCGUUGGCCUCAGAGGGCUUCCUGUGUCUCCGCUUCACAUGCAAAGGUUUGAACCUGGGUUACAGAGUGAAGGCUUACCGUGCUGUGUGGGACUAUCUGAAAUCACUGCAGAGGUUUAACAUCAAGCACAUAUUUGUUGGAGGUCGGUCCAUGGGAAGCCGCGCUGCUGCAGCUUUAGCCCGAAAGCUGAGCGAUGAAUCGGAGGAUGCAGUGCAGGGUGUCAUCUGCCUGUCGUUCCCCCUGCACCCACCCGCACAGACACACACCCAUCAGCAGCGCAGUGACGAUCUCAGGGGGCUGCCUGAAAAUGUUCCCGUGCUGUUUGUGUCAGGCACCGAGGACAACAUGUGUGACAGGGUUCUUUUCGAAGGGACAGUAAAGCAAAUGAAAGCCCAAGUGGAGGUCUUCUGGAUAGAAGGAGGCAGCCAUGGCCUGACUGUGAAAGGAAGGUCUGAGGAGUCGGUGCUGGAUGAUGUGAACCUACAGGUCAUCACCUGGAUGAACAAGCAAGGAGCAUAGAUUAAUAUGUUGCAAGAUUGUAUUUUAUUUGUUUUGUUGUGCUUGUUUAAUAAAGGAUUUUUUUACUUUUUUCACAAAA
Molecule: messenger RNA, 1031 nt
Organism: Acanthopagrus latus (yellowfin seabream)
Lineage: Eukaryota; Metazoa; Chordata; Actinopteri; Spariformes; Sparidae
Product: testis-expressed protein 30-like
Exons: 5
Coding region: 269-952 (227 amino acids)
Source: RefSeq, a predicted model, not a curated record